AUGGGCGUUAUGCGUCUCCCCCGCCCAAUGGGCAUAUAUGUCCCCAAUUCACCAAGAACCCUCACCAACGACAUGAUCUCUCCACCACUAUCUCCGGAAUUCAGCUUCGAUUCCGAGACCGUCACACCCUCCCUACUCCCAGCCCUGGAAUACAUCUCCUCCAAACUCCAACAAAGAAUGAUGCACGUCACCCUCCUCAUCGGCCGCGGAAAGCCCUACCCGACCGGUCAACCUUCCGACCUAAUGAUCAUCCCCAUUCACCCAAUUGAGCCACAAGCAUGGCGAGUACUUGAACGCGCCAUCGCCAAAGGCUCAAGAAAGUUCUCCCUCGGCCCCAGCUGGACAGACGCUAUCAGCCGCAGUCAGUAUGAACGCCAGGCAAACGAUCACCUCGUCAAGCAAUCCAUCCUCCAGAACGAAGUCAUCUUCAGCCAGGAAGGCCUAACUCUCCUGAACAUGGACCGCAUCUACACCUUCAAGCGCCGCAUGUGUAUUCUAUCUACCCGCCCUUUUUCUCGCAGCGACGAACAGUCGAUGUCAUCCUGCGUUCGACUACUCCACCGCAUCGUCGCAGAUUUCUCCGGUCGCCCCUUUAGCAAAGCUUUCUUCCACCGUGUCUAUGAGCAGCUCGAUGUCCCAGACGAGCAGCUCACUGCAGUCGCACUUGCGUACAAGAAUGUCCACAGCCAGGAUGCUAUCAUCCUUCCCGUUCAGGCGAAAGCUCCAGCCCCGACUCCUGCUCCUGCUCCUGCCCCAGUUCUAGUGUCAGCUCCUGCUCCAGCUCCAACUCCAGUUCCAGUUCCGGCCAAAGUCGAGGCCAUUGUUCCAGCAAAAACUCCAGCAAUGGUCCAGACUAAGAUUCCAGAAAUGGUCCAGACUAAGACAAUGGCACAGACUAAGAUUCCAGUGAUGAUCCAGCCCAAACUCCAGCCCAAAAUUCAGGAAAAAAUCCAAGUAAAAGUCUUGCCCAAAGCUGCUGAGCGAAUCAUUUUGAAGCCUAAGGCUGAUCCAAUCCCUAUCCGGGUGAAGGCGGAACGCCCUCGCGAGGUGAAGAGAUCACCCAUCCAGACUGUGCGCGGUCGGAGACAGCCUCCACCGUCGAAGAUGCGAGGAAACAAUAAGCGUGGACCCAAGACGCCUCUUUCUGCGUCGGACGUUACUCCCAUCACGCGGAAUGAGUGGAAUAUUCUUGUCAGCCAGGAUAUCCGUGUACAGCCUAAGGUUACGAAGUGGAUUCCGUCGCCGACUGUACUGGCUGCUGCUUGA
Messenger RNA from Penicillium vulpinum, 1266 nucleotides. RefSeq lists its product as uncharacterized. The transcript has a single exon. The record is from RefSeq and is a predicted model, not a curated record. The coding region runs from base 1 to 1266 and encodes 421 amino acids. NCBI's taxonomy places the organism in Eukaryota, Fungi, Ascomycota, Eurotiomycetes, Eurotiales, Aspergillaceae.